UUACCCUCCUUGAAAAUGGCCCAGUCCAAAGUCACGAGGGGAAACAGCAACUUCCGCAAACUUGAAGCGUCACUGAAACCCAAACAGACGGAGGCUCGGUUCAGGCUGGUAAGAAUGGCUCGCGGGGUUCUUCUUCUUCUGGCCACUUUUCUCGCCGUCUCGGCGGCUCAGUUCGUCCCACCGUACACAGAGGACUGCCGGACGGGCAUGUACCCUCCGGACGGUCCGACGUUCAAAGGUCCGGUCAGCUGGUACACCAUUGACCUUGACCUGCCCCCCAGCAAGAGAUGGACGGCUGUGAUCACUGACAAAAAAACAGAACUGACCGGGAUGAUCCAAGCCAUCAGGGACUUGGCCAACGCGUUUGUUCCCAGCGGAAGGCUGAUAGAGCUGGUUGACAUCACGCUGCCUCUGAUGGCGGACUCUCUCCCAAGCCCGUUUGGCGAGGAGAUCAAGGGAAUCGCUGACGCCUCGGGGGUUCCUCUCGGAGAAGUUGUUCUGUUUAACAUCUUUUACGAGGUGUUCACCGUUUGCACGUCUGUUGUUGCGCAAGAUCAGAAAGGGAACCUCCUCCAUGGCAGGAAUUUAGAUUUUGGAUUAUUUUUGGGCUGGGAUGUAAAGAACAAGUCGUGGACCAUCAGUGAGAAGCUGAAGCCUCUGGUGGUCAACCUGGACUUCAGAAGGAGCAACAAAACCGUCUUCAAGUCCACAAACUUCGCCGGCUACGUCGGCAUGCUCACCGGCAUCAAGCCGCACGCCUUCACGCUGACUAUGAACGAGCGCUUCAGCCUAGACGGAGGAUACAUCGGGAUCCUGGAGUGGAUCAUGGGACAAAGAGACGGGAUGUGGAUGAGCUUUCUCACUCGAUCGGUCCUGGAGAAAGCAAACAGCUACAAGGAAGCCAAGAACCAGCUGGCUCUGACCAAGAUGCUGGCCCCAGCGUACUUCAUCCUGGGAGGAAACCAAACCGGAGAAGGCUGCAUCAUCACCAGGUCCAGGGAGCUCAGCAUCGACGUGCUGGACAUCGACGUGAAACUGGACCGCUGGUACGUUCUGGAGACCAACUACGACCACUGGAAGGAGCCCUUCUUCCUGGACGACCGCCGGACUCCUGCCAUGAAGUGCAUGAACAAGACAACACAGGCAAACAUCUCUGUGAAAACCCUGUAUGAUGUUCUCUCAACCAAACCAGUGUUAAACAAGCUGACCACCUACACAACACUGAUGCAAGUGUCUGAAGGCAAGCUGGAGUCGUACAUCCGGGACUGUCCUGACCCCUGCAUGCCCUGGUGAUCCGCUGCACUGUCUUCCUGGCACAACAGCUUUAAGUGAUCGCACAGCAACUGCUGACCUGAACCGUUCAUCGUAACACUGAAGUCCCACAGACGUCUGGAUUUUGUGAAGCUUGGAGGACAAUAUUCCAGUUCUUGUUAUGAGGGAAAUUAAACCUGUAGAUCUGUUUGCUUUUCUUGAACUUUCUUUGUCUAACUAUAAAAAUCCUGCCUUGCUAGGAAAUGUUUGUUUUAAGCUUGUACUGACAGACGUACCUCAUGGUGACCUUUUUAAUUUUUUUUUUAAUUGUUUAACAAAUUCCCAGAUUUUCUGCUGUUUUAUAACAGAAUUUUUGUAAUGUUAUAAUAAGAUCUAAUCUACCAAA
Messenger RNA from Xiphophorus hellerii (green swordtail), 1657 nucleotides. It is a transcript of the gene asah1b, whose product is annotated as N-acylsphingosine amidohydrolase (acid ceramidase) 1b. Gene Ontology annotation, biological process: fatty acid metabolic process. NCBI's taxonomy places the organism in Eukaryota, Metazoa, Chordata, Actinopteri, Cyprinodontiformes, Poeciliidae. Gene Ontology annotation, molecular function: N-acylsphingosine amidohydrolase activity; fatty acid amide hydrolase activity. Gene Ontology annotation, cellular component: lysosome. The record is from RefSeq and is a predicted model, not a curated record.